AUGGAUAUUCUUUUAAAUAAACCAAUUACAAUUGUUGGUGGUGGAUUAGCAGGUAGUGCAUUAGCAUUAUUAUUAGGACAAAAAGGAUUUCCAAUUCAAGUUAUAGAAAAAAGACCAAAACAAAGUGAAAAUAUUAGAGCAAGAUCAAUUAAUUUAGCAUUAUCAGAUCGUGGUGUAAAAACAUUGACAAAGACAGGAUAUGUUGAUGAUAUAUUAAAGAUUGCAAUACCAAUGAAAGGUAGAAUGAUUCAUUCAUUAGAUAGUGUUCAAACAUUUCAAGCAUACAGUUCAGAUUCAAAUAAACAUUUAUAUAGUGUAUCACGUCAAUUAUUAAAUGAUAGAUUACGUGAACAUACAGAGAAAUUGGAAAAUGUUAAAUUCAUAUUCUCUGAUGCUUGUAAAUCUAUUGAUUUGAAGCAAUGUACAAUUCAAACUCAAGAUUCCAAUCAAACAAUCGAAGCAUCCACAAUCAUCGGUUGCGAUGGUGCCUUCUCUGCCGUCAGAGGAUCUAUGGUGAAAUUGGACAGACAAGACUACUCCCAAUCUUAUUUAAAGCAUGGUUAUAAGGAACUUUGCAUACCAAGCGGCCCAAAUCAAACAUUUCAAAUCGACAAAAACUCACUUCACAUUUGGCCACGUGGUUCAUUCAUGAUGAUCGCUUUGCCAAAUAUCGAUGGAAGUUUCACAUGCACCCUUUUCUUCCCAUUCGACGGUCCAUUAAGUUUCUCAUCCCUAGACACAAGAGAAAAGGUUGACCAAUUCUUUAAAGAUUAUUUCCCUGAUGCCUAUAAAUUAAUGCCAGAUCUUUUGGAUGACUAUUUUGAGAAUCCAACCUCAUCAUUAGUCACCGUUAAAACUGAACCAUACCAUUAUCAAGGUAAAGUAGUAUUAGUUGGUGAUGCUGCACAUGCUAUCGUUCCAUUCUAUGGUCAAGGUAUGAAUGCAGCAUUUGAAGAUGUUUUAGAAUUAUUUAAUUGUUUUGAGGAUAAAUCACUCUACCCAUCCUCCACUGAUAAACCAUUUGAUAAUGAUCAUUUCAAUAAUAUUUAUAAAAAAUAUCAAGAGAAUAGAAAAGCAAAUUCUGAUGCUAUUGCUGAAAUGGCAGUUGAAAACUUUUUUGAAAUGCGUGAUCAUGUUGGUGAUGCUUUAUUCCUUUUCAAGAAAAAGGUUGAACAUUUAUUAGAAGUUAAAUUCCCUUCACGUUAUAUUAGUCGUUAUGAAUUAAUUUCUUUCUCAACUCAACCAUACGCUUAUGCUCAAAAAAUUGGUUUAGCAAAUCAACAAAUCUUAAAUGAAUUAGUUAAAGGUAAUGAUGAUUAUAAUAUUGAAAAAAUUGAUUUAGUUUUAGCUGAUCAAUUAAUUAAAAAAUAUUUAAAUAAAUAA
This is a messenger RNA of Dictyostelium discoideum AX4, 1383 nucleotides long. It is a transcript of the gene kmo, whose product is annotated as kynurenine 3-monooxygenase. Gene Ontology annotation, biological process: NAD+ biosynthetic process; 'de novo' NAD+ biosynthetic process from L-tryptophan; L-tryptophan catabolic process. The record is from RefSeq and is a predicted model, not a curated record. Gene Ontology annotation, cellular component: mitochondrion. The coding region runs from base 1 to 1383 and encodes 460 amino acids. Gene Ontology annotation, molecular function: flavin adenine dinucleotide binding; FAD binding; kynurenine 3-monooxygenase activity. The transcript has a single exon. NCBI's taxonomy places the organism in Eukaryota, Evosea, Eumycetozoa, Dictyosteliales, Dictyosteliaceae.